AAUUAAGUGGCCGGUCUGGUGGCUUCGGAUAGGGCAGAGCUGACCUAAUUUUCGAAGGCCUGGUGGUGUGCGGCGGCGGUGGCGGCGGCGACGGUGAGGGCGACAAGGAUGGAGUUCCUGAUGCAGCCUCUGCACGGAUCGACUUUCCUUGAAGAGGUUGGGGAGAGUUUGGUGCCGGCACCGGUGGCGGCGGACGGGGUCGAUGCGGAGAUGGUGGUGGAGCAUCCACUGGCGGCACAGGGGACAGGUGGACAGCAGGCGCCGGCUGAGGAGCAGCCCGCAGGUACAGGGGAGGCGCAGAUCUUGAUGGAGACUGAGGCAGCGCAGGAGAGGAGGGACGUGUCACCACCAAGCUUGGAGCUAUCUACAGGGAAGAUGAACCCACAAGCUCCUGGUUGGAAUAAGAGGUUAAGGAUUGGUGCUGCUGCACCAAGUCGUCUGCCUUGCCAAAACCGUGUAAGUGCAUUUGAGAAGGCUGUUCGAAACUAUGCGGAGAAUCCAAGAGAUAAUGUGGUCACACCGACUAUCGGCACGACAUUUGACUCAGUUGGAGAGGCGUAUAACUUCUACAAUUUGUAUUCAUGGGAAAAGGGAUUUGGGAUCAGAUAUGGCAAGAGUCGGGUUAAUGUGGAGAGGAUUAAAUGCAUGCAAGAAAUAGUCUGUGGCUGCUCGGUGACCACCUUGUCUUUGCAGUCGGGGCAGGGGAUCAGCGGAAGCACUGCCUCCUGCUGCGAGGAAGAAGAAGAAGACGCCAUGGUCGCCGGUCUGCUCGGUCCAACAGGAAGACAAGAUGAUGAGGUUGGGGGGACAGAGGGGACGGCUCAAAUGAAUCUUCCAGAGCAAGCUGCUGGAUUCAUCACAUAUAUAAUACAAAAAGGGGUAUGGGAACGGACGUUAGCUCACCAACGUCUGAGCCGUGGCUCAUGCCGGCCGCGUGCAUCUGAGCCAGCGAACGGAGUGUGACGGCCGUUACACUCAAUGCGGGUAGGUGGGUGGGCCCUGUCCUUUGAAAAAGCAUCCACUAGUACUGAGAAUACGUUCUGAAAUACACAGGGGGAUGCGAAUCUUGGCGCUAAAGAACGGCUAGGAUAACAGGUGCAUCUGAACUCGGGCUCAGAAUAGCACUUUCGCUACUGACUGGCCUUCUUUUGCCCCUACU
Triticum dicoccoides is the source of this 1159-nucleotide messenger RNA. RefSeq lists its product as uncharacterized. The record is from RefSeq and is a predicted model, not a curated record. The transcript is spliced from 4 exons. NCBI's taxonomy places the organism in Eukaryota, Viridiplantae, Streptophyta, Magnoliopsida, Poales, Poaceae. Bases 109 to 963 code for a protein of 284 amino acids.